Messenger RNA from Sorghum bicolor (sorghum), 1659 nucleotides. RefSeq lists its product as uncharacterized. Bases 158 to 1354 code for a protein of 398 amino acids. NCBI's taxonomy places the organism in Eukaryota, Viridiplantae, Streptophyta, Magnoliopsida, Poales, Poaceae. The record is from RefSeq and is a predicted model, not a curated record. The transcript has 3 exons. Gene Ontology annotation, molecular function: protein binding.
GAUUCGAUGGGAUGGAUGAAAAAAUUUUGGGCAGUGAACUAAACAGGGCCUUAGAUGAUCUUGUAUUUUGGGCCUCCUUUCGUUUGCCUUAUUUUUGGGCCUUUCAUUUUGCUAUGUAAAAUCUGGACAGGUCAAAUAUCGGCCCAAGUAAUAAAGGAUGAGAGAUGAGACACAGGAGGAACGGCAUCCCAUUCCCAUUCCCAUUCCCAUGGCGCCGCCGCCGCCGCCGCCCGAGCUGAUCGACGACGCCAUCGCAGAGAUCCUCCUCCGUCUCCCUCCCGACGACCCCGCGUGCUUCGUACGCGCCUCCCUCGUCUGCAAGCUCUGGCGCCGUAUCCUUUCCAACCCCACGUUCCCCGACCGCUACCGCGAGUUCCAUCGAACACCUCCCCUCCUCGGCUUCCUAGGUAGUAACUAUAGCUACUGCCGCGCCAGCAAAGUCAGCCGCUUCGAUCCCAUCACGACUCGCAUCCCCUUCCUCGAGCCAGAGUUCGAUUGCCGGGCUCUGGACUGCCGCCAUGGCCGUGUCCUCUUCGAUAUGGUAGGGGGCACCAAGGGAAGUCUCGCUGUGGGGGACCCCAUCACCGGCGACCACAAGUUGCUCGCAGAUCCGGACCCGGACCCCAUCUCAUUCUACCGCUCUGGCGUGGUUCUUUGUGCGGUGGACGGCUGCAACCACCGUGGCUGCCACGGCGGCCCUUUCGUUGUGGUGUUUGUGAGCACCCCAUCAAACAACGACGGCACCAAAGGUACAAGGGCAUGGGUGUACUCGUCGGAGACUGCUGCAUGGAGCUCACCGGCCUCUUUGCAGCUACCUAAAGGUUCCUCCGUCUACAAAAAACGUGGGGCCCAUGUUGGAGACCAAAUCUACUUCUUGCUCACAGAUACCAGAAUUCUCAAGUAUGAUCUGGGAAAGCAUUGCUUGACUACGAUUUGCUUGCCAGCCAUGUACACCAAUUGCCAUCGUGGUAGCCUCAUCACAAUGGACGACGGUUCAUCGCUGGGUUUUGUUGUUAUUGAGGAUUCAACCCUCCACUUGUGGGCGAGAAAGGUGAAUCUGGAUGGAUCUAUGGCAUGGGUACAAGAUAGAGUCGUCUUGCUUAACAAUCUAGUUCCUAUUAUUCCGACUGCACACACCCAUGGGCUCGUUAAUGUUAUUGGAUUCGCUGAGGGCGUGGAUAUUCUCUUACUAGGCGAAGAUGCUAGUGGCUACAUGUUUGAUCUGAAAUCAGGGCAGUUCAAGAAACUAAGCAACCCUGAGUACCACUACUAUGAUGUCUUCCCCUACUUGAGCUUUUUCAUUCCAGAUUUUGGUAGCCGCAAAUCGCCACUGCCAGUGGAGACAAAACAAUAGCGAUAGAGGCGCACUGCCAUCAACAGUGGGGACUCAGUGAUCCAGGUGCUAUCUGGAAAAUGGAAUGUGGACCAGUUCAUCACUACACGAUGCUGAUGCUUCUCCAGUGUUUUGUAUUCCGUUGAGCAGUUCAAUAAAUCGACCAUCUUGCAUGCAGAGCUGAUGCUUUCUAGUGUCUAGUACAUUAAUUUGUUAUCUCCUGAGAAAGUUUCAGUGUGAAGUGAGAACAGUACUAGUUAUCUUAUUCAAUAAGUGUUCUACUCAUCGGAUUUUCUAUUAACUUGAAUAAAGACUACAUUUUAGUU